AAGGACGGCGAUCCAACGUCCAUGAUCGUUUAUCCUGCCCAAACAAAAGUAGUUUUUUAUCUAUAUUAUACUACAGGAUAUCUUGCACAAUAUUGUGAUGCGCCUGGUACGAAUCUUCUGGGAGAACUUAUAAUAGAUAUUCCUGGCUCAGGCCUUGAUAAACUUUCUUUAAA
This is a messenger RNA of Funneliformis mosseae, 173 nucleotides long. The record is from the annotation of a GenBank genome assembly. NCBI's taxonomy places the organism in Eukaryota, Fungi, Glomeromycota, Glomeromycetes, Glomerales, Glomeraceae.